AUGUUCAUUAACUCUCGAUCUUCUUCACUGUUGCAGCUUGGCAUUUGCUUGAGUUAUUGGUUUGAUUAUGGGAUGGCAUACACCAGUGGCUCUAUACAGUGGCGCUUACCGAUUGCCAUCCAACUACUUUUCGCGGGUGCCACAUUAUUCAUGGCAAUCUUUCUCCCAGAGUCACCUCGGUGGCUGAUCGCCCAAGGACGAGUCGAUGAAGCAAUGGAUGUUCUUGCUUGCUUGGAAUCAAAAACUUCAACUCCCGAGACCCCCGCUGUUGUAGCUAAGUGUCAGGAUAUUCAGCUUGCUUUGAAUGCAGAGCAAGCACUGGGACCAUUGAAGUGGACUGAAUUGUGGGAAAACAAGGUCACUGGUAACAGGAAACGCCUUAUCCUAGCAUGCGGAAUCAUGGUCUUUCAACAGAUGUCCGGGAUUAAUGCCUUGGUGUAUUACAUACCAUAUCUCUUGGAAAACUCCGUGAGACUUGCGGCAAACAUGGCUCUUCUGAUUUCGGGCUUAGUUGGUGUAGUCUUCGUCGUCUUCUCCGCCUACGCAUUCUUCUUCAUCGAUAGAUGGGGCAGACGAAAGCCCUUCAUCAUCACAAGUCUUGUCCAAAGUCUGAGCAUGACUUUGGUGGCUAUUCUUCUAUCUCUCAAUAAUACAAAUGCCAGCAAGGCGUCAGUCGUUUUCUUCUUCCUCUACAUGGCUGCAUUUGGAGCCUGCUACUUGGGUGUCCCUUGGAGUUACGCUCCUGAACUACUUCCCCUCAGGAAUCGCGCCCGUGGCUGUGCGAUAGCAUCCGCCGUGAACUGGACAUGUAAUUUUGCUAUUGUGGAGUUUGUUCCGUCGGCGAUUACAAAUAUCUCCUGGCGCACAUACAUCAUAUUCGCGGUGUUGAACUUCACUUGGGCUCCAUUGCUGUACCUCUUCUAUCCGGAAACUGCACGCCUGACCAUGGAGGAGAUUGACAAUUUGUUUGUGAAAGACCCUAUCCAGCUGCAUACUCAGACAACCCAUGCGAGCGACGAUAGCGAGAAUCAAGAUGGCAAAGUCGCGAUUGAGCUUGAGGAGAGAGCUUGA
Molecule: messenger RNA, 1071 nt
Organism: Penicillium crustosum
Lineage: Eukaryota; Fungi; Ascomycota; Eurotiomycetes; Eurotiales; Aspergillaceae
Product: general substrate transporter
Exons: 5
Coding region: 1-1071 (356 amino acids)
Biological process (GO): transmembrane transport; carbohydrate transport
Cellular component (GO): membrane
Molecular function (GO): carbohydrate:proton symporter activity
Source: RefSeq, a predicted model, not a curated record